This is a messenger RNA of Diaporthe batatas, 333 nucleotides long. RefSeq lists its product as uncharacterized. Lineage: Eukaryota; Fungi; Ascomycota; Sordariomycetes; Diaporthales; Diaporthaceae. The record is from RefSeq and is a predicted model, not a curated record. The transcript has 3 exons. Bases 1 to 333 code for a protein of 110 amino acids.
AUGGCAUCCAGACUCAUUUUCCGACCAGCUGUCGCCCUGCGAUCAACAACUGCCUCCACGCCAAUGCUCCGAAGGAGCUUCGCCGUGUCAUCAGUUAACCGCAUCAAGGAGUCCUCUGGUGACACCAAGGACUACGAGACCCACAAGCAAGACUCGCUCUCCAAGCAGAAGACGGGCAAGGGCCACUGGAAGCCCGAGCUCGCCUCCGACGGCGAGGAGGCCGUCAAGGCCGACCGUACCCCGGACGAGGAUAUCUCCAAACUGCAGGAGCGCACCAAGAAGCACGCUGAGGAGAAGUCCAAGAGCGGCACCAGCGGGACAGACCCCAUUUGA